AUGGGUGGCUGCAUUUCUUUUCUGAAGGCAGCAAGGACACUGUGCCCCAGAAUCAUGCCCCCUUUGCUGUUGUUGUCCGCCUUCAUUUUUUUAGUGAACGUCCUGGGAGGAGCCCCAGGACACAAUCCCGACCGCAGGACGAAGAUGAUAUCAAUACACAGUCUGUCGGAGCUGGAGCGUCUGAAGCUGCAAGAGACUGCUUACCACGAACUCGUGGCCAGACAUUUCCUCUCUGAAUUCAAACCUGACCGAGCUCUACCUAUUGACCGUCCAAACACCUUGGAGAAGUGGUUUCUGAUUCUGAGAGGACAGCAGAGGGUCGUAUCACUCAAGACGUUUGGCAUUCGCCUGGAAGAGGUGCUGGUGAAUGAGCUUACCCGCCGCAAACAUCUUGAACUAACAGCCGCGAUGCAGAUUGAAGAAUCCACCGGUCAGGCUUCGGGCCGUCGUCGGGGAAACGUGGUGCAAAGGAUGUUUGGUCGCAUCAGGCGCUUUUUCAGUCGCAGACGGGAUGAGCCCACCUUGCCCCGGGAGUUUACUCGCCGUGGGCGUCGAGGUGCAGUAUCCGUGGACAGCCUGGCUGAACUGGAGGAUGGGGCCCUGCUGCUGCAGACCCUGCAACUUUCCAAGAUUUCCUUUCCGAUUGGCCAGCGACUUCUGGGAUCCAAAAGGAAAAUGAGCCUCAAUCCGAUUGCUAAACAAAUUCCCCAGGUUGUUGAGGCUUGCUGCAGCUUCAUUGAGAAACAUGGCUUAAGCACAGUGGGGAUUUUCACCCUGGAAUACUCGGCAGAGAGAGUGCGUCAGCUCCGUGAAGAAUUUGAUCAGGGUCUGGAUGUAGUGCUGGAUGACAAUCAGAAUGUGCAUGAUGUGGCUGCACUCCUCAAGGAGUUUUUCCGUGACAUGAAGGACUCUCUGCUGCCAGAUGAUCUGUACAUGUCCUUCCUCCUGACAGCAACUCUAAAGCCACAGGAUCAGCUUUCUGCCCUGCAGCUGCUGGUUUACCUGAUGCCACCCUGCCACAGUGAUACCUUGGAGCGUCUGCUGAAGGCCCUGCAUAAGAUCACUGAGAACUGCGAGGACUCCAUUGGCAUUGACGGACAGUUGGUUUCAGGCAACCGUAUGACUUCCACCAAUUUGGCUCUGGUGUUUGGAUCUGCUCUCUUGAAAAAAGGGAGAUUUGCCAAGAGGGAGUCCAGGAAAACAAGAUUGGGGAUUGACCACUAUGUUGCUUCUGUCAAUGUGGUCCGUGCCAUGAUUGAUAAUUGGGAUAUUCUUUUCCAGGUACCUCCCCACAUUCAGAAGCAGGUUGCUAAGCGUGUGUGGAAAUCCAGUCCUGAAGCCCUGGAUUUUAUCAGACGCAGGAAUUUGAGGAAGAUCCAGAGUGCUCGCAUAAAGAUGGAAGAGGAUGCUUUACUUUCUGAUCCAGUGGAAACUUCUGCCGAAGCCCAGGCUGCUGUCCUUGCUCAGAGCAAGCCCUUUGAUGAAGGUUCCUCUGAGGAGCCAGCUGUGCCUCCUGGCAAUGCCCGUUCCCAUGACGAUGAGGAAGGAGCGGGUAACCCCCCCAUUCCGGAGCAAGACCGCCCAUUGCUCCGUGUGCCCCGGGAGAAGGAGGCCAAAACUGGCAUCAGCUACUUCUUUCCUUAGAUGUUUUUCCUUCUAUAAGGUGCCAGACAGGGGAAAAGGGUGGGGGUAGACCUGAGAUGUCACAGAAAACAUUGAGGGUAAAGAUCUGAGGGUAAGAAGGAUUUCCACCUGAUGCUCGGGUCAGGCUGAGAAUUCCAAACACACUGUCAGCCCCUUCACUGGGGAUGUUUGGUCCCUUCAGCUAGUAAAAGCAGAGAUGUUUCUGUGUCAUGCGCAGGCUCCCUGGUGCUACCUUGCCUUUCUCUUUUACCCCUGAUCCUGGCUUUCCCACACUACAGCCUGUCCUUUAAUAGAUGUGACAUUUGUGGUAAACACCUUGUCCCAGAGAAGCUCACAAAUCUCGAGGUGCUUUCCCUCCCCCAAAAAAGGGAAUUGCA
This is a messenger RNA of Hyaena hyaena (striped hyena), 2021 nucleotides long. It is a transcript of the gene ARHGAP36, whose product is annotated as Rho GTPase activating protein 36. The coding region runs from base 1 to 1644 and encodes 547 amino acids. Gene Ontology annotation, biological process: signal transduction. The transcript has 11 exons. The record is from RefSeq and is a predicted model, not a curated record. NCBI's taxonomy places the organism in Eukaryota, Metazoa, Chordata, Mammalia, Carnivora, Hyaenidae.